AUGGAAAAUUUCACAAACAGUCCAGAACACAGUACAACUAGUGAUGUAGGGUUGAAUCAAAAUAACACUAAUAAUGAGAUUCCGAUGAAGAUUGUAAGGUUACCAUUUCUUGCAGCACUCAUAUUGAUCAUGAUUUCCGUGGGCUGCACUAUUGAGCUGAAGAAGCUAUGGGCUCACUUAAAAAGACCCUGGACACUAGCUGUGGGCACAGUUUGUCAAUUUGGGUUUAUGCCUCUCAUUGCAUUUAUCCUUGCAAUUUUUUUUAAGUUAAAAACUCUUUCAGCAAUUGCUGUGAUUAUGAUGGGCUCGUGUCCUGGAGGAGUUAUUUCAAAUGUAAUGAGCUACUGGACUGAUGGGGAUAUGGAUCUCAGUGUUGCCAUGACUGUCUGCUCCACAAUCCUGGCCAUUGGUUUCUUGCCAUUGAGUCUUUAUAUUUACUCAUCUGCCUGGGCAUUAGAAUUCAACAAUUCCAGCACUGUGCUACAAACACCUUAUAAACAGAUAGGUAGUUCAUUAGUCACUCUGAUCAUUCCAAUAUCAAUUGGAACUUUUAUAGCAAGGAAGUGGCCAAGGCAAUCAAAACUCCUUCUGAAGAUUGGAACUGGACUGGGGACAUUUAUACUGAUUGUCUCAACAGUAACAACUACACUGCUGUACAACAACAAGUGGACUGUAGAAUCAACAUUGAUAAUUAUUGGAAUAAUCAACCCACUGCUUGGGUACACAGCUGGUUUCAUUUUGGCUAUGGCUGUACGACAAUCAUGGACGAGCUGUCGAACAAUAGCAUUAGAAACAGGAGCACAAAAUGGGCAUCUGUGUACAACAAUCCUAAUGAUAUCCUUCACAAUGGAAGAAUUCUGCUCUAUGUUUGCAUACCCUUUCAUUUAUAUUUGCUUUCAAAUCUUUCAUGGAUUAAUGUUUGUAAUAGCCUACCAGAUGUACAAAAGAUUUAAAAAAGGCCCCACUGAACCAAUGGAUUCAACACAGUCGAUGAUAAGAGGCAAGGAGAUUAACGACAUCCAAAGCAGGGAGGACAAUGCUCCAACUGAGUGCACCAUUUUUGAAAUGACUGAGUCAAUUUAA
Molecule: messenger RNA, 1083 nt
Organism: Rhincodon typus (whale shark)
Lineage: Eukaryota; Metazoa; Chordata; Chondrichthyes; Orectolobiformes; Rhincodontidae
Product: solute carrier family 10 member 6-like
Exons: 6
Coding region: 1-1083 (360 amino acids)
Biological process (GO): bile acid and bile salt transport
Cellular component (GO): membrane
Molecular function (GO): bile acid:sodium symporter activity
Source: RefSeq, a predicted model, not a curated record